This is a messenger RNA of Lotus japonicus, 2263 nucleotides long. Its product is annotated as F-box protein At4g02733-like. The transcript is spliced from 13 exons. The record is from RefSeq and is a predicted model, not a curated record. Gene Ontology annotation, molecular function: protein binding. NCBI's taxonomy places the organism in Eukaryota, Viridiplantae, Streptophyta, Magnoliopsida, Fabales, Fabaceae. The coding region runs from base 126 to 1718 and encodes 530 amino acids.
CUGAAAGAUGCAGAGGUUCUCUUCACUUUUUUUGUGUGAAUGAAAAACAGAGAGAGAAAACCAAGCGAGAGUGAGUGAAGAGUGAAAUGGAAGAAUCACCAUAGCCACCACUUCCCACCACCGCUAUGGCGACAUCGACGAACACUUUCCUCCUCGCAGCUCCGUCGUCAACGGCGAAGCGACCGUGUCCGUCGCAAAACCCUAGACCACCGCCGGAGACACUCAACCAGGUGGAAGAGCAUGUCCUCGAUGCAUUUCUCGCUCUCUCUGAUUCCCCUUCUCUCUCCCUCGAUCUCCCCCUUGAGAGCCUUCUCGAAUCGCUCCCUUCUGAUUCUGAUCAGACGGAACUCAUCGAUCGCGCUCUCAAAAUUGGAUCCAUGCUGCUUGAUGCUGCUAAACAGUCCUCAAGGAAACGUGCUUCCAAGCAUAAUUCAAUCGCUUGGCCUCUCCCUCCUGACCUCACUAUCAAGGUGUUCUCAGCUCUUGAUACUCAGAGCCUGUGCUAUGCGUCUGCUACUUGUACAUUGUUUAAUAAAUGUGCUAAGGAUCCUUUGUGCUAUGAGAAUCUUGAUUUGACCACACUUGUUCCCAAGGUUAACAAUUCAGUGGUUUCAACAAUGAUUCAGCGAGCUGGAAAGGCACUGAGGUCUCUUAAGCUUGGUGUGAUCCCUGGUGCUACUCCUUCACCUGGGUGUUGUCAACCAUUGGUUUGUCCCAUCAGAAAUGCCAUUGUAGACGUAUCCAACUUCUCAUGGACUGAUAAGAGAUCUCGACAGGGGAGAGAAUCUUCUAUUCUUACAAGAUCCUGUUUAAGCCCCUUAAGUAGGGAUGUUGGUGCAGCUGCUCCAGGGGCUCUUUUGAGAAGGCUGAAAUUGUACAAUAUUGAAAGGAUGGAUAAUGUAUCACUUAGUGGGGCAUUAUCAGCAUGCCCUUCUCUUCUUGACUUGGAAAUUGUCGGGCUUCAUGUUGAAUUGAGGCUAACGUUGAUGUCAGUAAGCGCGCACUGCCACUUGAUUGAGCGUUUGUUUUUUGAGUCUUCCAAAACAGGUAGAGACGACAGUUUGAAAACGCAAACCUGUGUUGAGCUAGUGGAUAAUUGUCCUCAUCUAACUUCUCUGUCCCUUAGAGGUUUUAAGCUACAUGAUUAUAAAGUUCGUGUACUGGUUAAGGGAUUUCGUAAACUGAAAUAUGUUGAUUUUUCUACAUCCUAUUCAAUCACCGGAAGCUUCUUAAGAAACCUUGGAAGCUACAAUGGUGGGAAUUCUCUUGAGGCUUUAAUUUUAAGGGAUUGCAUGCAUUUGAAAGAGGUGGAAGUUGCCAGGUUGCUGACAGCAAUUCUUGCAGGCGAUUUCAAAUCGCUCCUACAUCUUGAUAUUUCCAAUCGGGAAGGCUUAGCAUCUGAGGGUGAUUGGUACCAUAGGUGCUACAACUCUAGUAUCAUGCCUGUAAAGCAGGUUUUAGAAGCAAGGCCUGAUAUGUGUCUGGUAGCUGAAUAUCCUCAAGAAGGAAGUUACAUGGACUCGUUUGACACUGAUAUGAACAGUGAGAUAAGUCUUCCAUCACAAUUGAGCUUUCAUAGUUCAGAUGGAUUGGUUUUUUUAAGUACAUCUGAAAGCAGCUACAAUAGUGACCAUGGUAGUGGUAAUGAGGAUGGUCAAGAGGCCAACUAUGUAAUUUACGAGGAAAGUUCAGACGAGAUAGACUUCUUGUCCCUGUAGGGGAUGCUCUCAUUGUACGGCAUUCAUUAAAAAGGACAAAUUUAUUGAACUAGAAACCAGGGGAACUGCAGAGGAAGAAGGAUAGGGCAGAUAUUAGACUGUGAAGAUUGAUUUUUCUCUUACCUUAUCUUCAUUGAAGUUCACUGCUGGAAUAUUCAAUCUGGAGGAAGAUUGGAGGUUGGUAACAGUUUUCUUGUUAGGCAUUUUUUUCCUUAUUUGCAGAAAUGUCAAGUAUCUGCCACUUUGGGAUUAGUGCUCCGACCCUCUCUCUCCCCUCCAAUCCGGGCUGCUCUCAUUCUCCAUCCCCUCAUUUCCCAAGAGAAAUCUGUGCCAAUCCAGAAAUCAAUGGAUUUAUUGAGUCAAAUAUGCAAAUGAUUUUUACAUUUUAUGUAUUUUUUUGCACUUCAUAUUGUCAAGUUAACACUGCAAUAAUAACCAACGUGCUUUCUGUGCACGUUGGGGCGGAAAACUGUUCUGCAAUUUGAUUUUGAAUUGUCCUGUAACUACAUAUAAUAAUACCAUUGCAGUUCAUUUUGCUACUGAGU